Molecule: messenger RNA, 5616 nt
Organism: Mytilus californianus (California mussel)
Lineage: Eukaryota; Metazoa; Mollusca; Bivalvia; Mytilida; Mytilidae
Product: regulating synaptic membrane exocytosis protein 1-like
Exons: 21
Coding region: 1-3555 (1184 amino acids)
Biological process (GO): regulation of synaptic plasticity; positive regulation of synaptic transmission; calcium ion-regulated exocytosis of neurotransmitter
Cellular component (GO): cytoskeleton of presynaptic active zone; presynaptic membrane
Molecular function (GO): transmembrane transporter binding; small GTPase binding
Source: RefSeq, a predicted model, not a curated record
AUGGCAAAUAUCUUCAAAAAGGCAUUCAAAGGUCGUCAUUUAAAUCCUAAUAACAAUGAAUGUAAACGUCCUCGAAGUCCACAGCCUCCACCGUCACCUGAUCUUACUGGACUUAGUCCAGUUGAACUUGCAGCACUUAAUGAUGUCAUAAAGCGACAAGAAGAAUUCGAAAAUAAAGAGAAAAACAGAAUAGAACAAAUCAAAGAACAGUUAAGGGUAUACGAAUGUCAAGUGAAAAGACAGAGCAGUACGAAGGGCAAACUGAAGCAUAUAGACCUUAGACUAUGCAGGUUGUGUUAUAAAACAAAGUUUGCUGAUGGUAUUGGACGUGUUUGUUAUGACUGUAGGAAAAGAGUAUGUCAGAGAUGUGGAUCGUAUGUUAGAGACCCAUAUAACCAUAAGUCAAGCAAGGUAAGCCGAGGCAGAUGGCAAUGUAACAUGUGUCUACUGAAACGAGAACUGCUGUGUAAAACAGGAGAAUGGUACCACGGACAUAAAGCACAACCAAGUUUAAAUAAACAGGCCUUUACCGAAAAAUUAGAUACUAUAGAUGUUGAUUCUUCAGAUAUUGAGGAGUUCUCUAGAAAACAGACGUGUUCAUCAGCCUCAGAAUCUGCGUCAGAAACAGCUACUGAUACAGAGGUUUUACGUAAUAGAACAAACCACAAAAACGUCAGUCAACAAAUACCAAGAAGGCGUAGUAUGUUUGCAAGUACAACAAUUGAAGUGAGCGAGUUUGAAAGUGAUAAUGGUGAACAUUAUGAAAGGCGCCCUAGAAGAAAUUCUAGGCGUCAUACAAGUAGGUCUGAUGUAAAAAAGAAACGCCAUAAGAUGCAAUGGCAGGAACAUUCAGAUUCAAAUUCAGAAAAUCAAACUGACGAAGAGAUGGACUACAUUUCUAAUAACCAUUUAAAUGUACCACGUGAAAUCAAAAACAGUAGACGACGAAAAGGUUCGGAGAAAAGAAAACAAUAUUUAAGUUCCGACAAAAACAAUGCAAACUUGAAUCGUGCGAAGGACAAAUGCUUGCAUAAUUUUAAGGGCAAAACUAGUGCAAAUUCUAACAAUCUAACACUGAGCAUUGACGAUCUUGAUGAUAAAUGUAGACGUUCAUCCAACGAAUCCGUCCAUUCGGCAAAUAAUGGAGGUGUUUGUGUUUUCUUCCAUCCAUAUGACUCAUUAUCGGAGGGUCAAAUUUCAAAAAGUACCACCAGUUCGUCACAAAUACAUCGGCAAGAUGCAGUAUGCUUUAGUAGUUCUUCCAGUAUUUUAUCAGAAAACAUGAUAACAAACCGUAGACGUCGUCAGUCAUUAUCACCAGCACCAUCACCAUCAAACAGCAGAAAAUAUAAAAGUGAAACACCACGCCAGAGAUCGAGAGCUUCAUCUGCGGAUUAUCUUGAAUAUGCUAACAACUCUGAACAAAAAAAUCAACUUCAGGUGGAUGCAGCAGAAAGUAAUAGCAGACGUUGCUCAGAUGAAUCCAUACGAUCUAGGCGGUCGACACAAUCAGAUGCGAGUCAGUAUUAUAGAGAUUAUUUCAAUAACUUGAAGCCAAGAGAAGUAUUACUGUACAGAGAUAGCGUGCCUUACAGCCCACGACAUCACGGACUAGGCAUGCGUGUGAUAGGUGGGAAACGUGGUCCUGAUGGUGGACUUGGUGCUUAUGUUACAUAUGUAGAGAAAAAAGGCCCAGCAGAUUCAUAUGAUAUAGUUGAAGGUGACCAAAUAUUAUUUUGGAACGGUAAAUCUCUCAUAGAUGUAUCUUUUGAAGAAUCUCGAGACAUCAUGAGUCAAAGUACAGACUUUGUUCAGUUGCUUGUAGUACAUUUUCCUGAAAGAAAAGAAGACGAUUUUUAUAGAAGAAAUAGAACAGUGUCAAAACCAAUAUGGGCGAUAGAAAGCAACGGAAACAAUUCAUCAGUUGAUAUACCUGUGGUCGUAUCAUCUCGAAUGACAAAGUCUAAUUCGCCCGUCCUUGAACCACCAAAGACACUUCCGUUACAAAAGCCUAAAAGGAGAAUGCUGCCUAAAACACCGCUAGAGAUUAAGAAAGAAGACCGACCAGUUACUGGCAAAGUUCAGUUCAGUUUAGGUUAUAAUGAAGAAGACGAAUGUUUGUCUGUGAAUCUUGUUAGCGCAGAAACUCUUAAACCUCCAGAUCGAUUGUCUGUGGCGGACAUGAAUCCUAUUGCAAUGGUACACAUUUUGCCCGACAGGAGUUUAUUUCCACCGUAUGAAACGAUACCACAGUUUAAUGUUAACUCACCUGUUUGGGAAGAAACUUUCAAUCUCCUUGACCUUUCUAAGUCAGAGCUGGAAGAAAAAUCUUUAGAGGUAACGAUCUGGAACUAUCUUGGACAUGACUAUGAAUUUUUGGGUGAAAUUCUUCUUGAUUUAGCGGAUUCAAAGCUUGAUAAUGAAGUGGUGACAUAUGAUCUGCAGGAUCAUGACGAAAAUAGUUCACCGUUACCUGUCCGACGACGGAGAGAAUCGGGUUCAGAUAUUACUGCAAGCAGUUUUGUAAGCCCAGUAGAUACUUCAAGUAUGACAUCAAGUCCUUGUAAUUUUGGAUCACCUUCUCAAAGCAGGGAUAUGUUACACAAUACGGAUAGUAAAUCAGAUUCAAAGAAAACACCUAAAAGGAAAAAUAGUCCUGGACUUGAAAAGUUACACAGGGUGUAUCAAUCUGUUCCAUCGUCACCAACUAUAUCCCCGGACACUAAUAAAGACGUUGGAUUUUACGAACAACUUACUCAUAGAGGUAGUAUCUCCAGUAAAAUGAGAAGACGAGUUUCAAGUGCAAUGGCAAAAAUAUCUUCAUUCUCUCAUCCUGAGCGACGAAAUAGUCGAGAAACUGAAAAGGAAGCAUUAGCGAACAGAAGUAAAAGUGCUGGUGAUGUAAUAUUUCAAAUCACCAAUACGCCUUCACCACGCCAUUCCAUACAAAACACUAUUACAUCAUGUGCCACCAGUUUAAGCAGUUUCUAUGACAAUGAUAGUGACGGAGAGGAUGACAGACAUCUAAGUAGAAGUGAUAGAUUGCUAUCUGUUGAUCGACCACCACCAGAGGGAGAUGAUAUAACGUCCAGUUUGGGAUCAUCACAAAUUCCUCCAAAGCCAUCUAGUGAACAAUCGGUUUGUGGUAAUAUACGCUUAGGAUUUAUGGUGUCUAAAGGUCAAUUGGAAAUAGACGUUAUACAUGUUUCAGGGCUUCAGAAUGGGAACGAAUCACCACCGCCAGACACCUAUGUAAAAACUUACUUGGUUGAAGGGCUGAAGACAAUUCAGAAAAAGAAAACACAAGUUAUUAAAGCCUCAUUUGAGCCAAUGUUUCGAAAGAAAAUAAAAUAUUCUGCUUGCAACAUUCAUGGAAGGAGUAUAAAGGUAAUUGUAUGGGCCAGACAAAAGACUUUUGACAAGAAGUUAAGUCUAGGAGAGGCUAUUAUCAAGCUUGAUGGGCUAAACCUGAGUGAACAUACUGUGUCAUGGUACAAACUCUUCCAAACUGGUGCAGCAGAUUAUGGAUCUAAUGAAUCACUAUCAUUUUGGUGAAAUAUAUCACCGGAUCCCUUGCACAAUGAAAUUGUAAAAACAGUGAAAAUGUUAAAAGAUCAAGGCUGAUAUAAUGGAUAAGGAUAAAGAGGCCUUUUAGUGAGAUUACAGUAUUCUUUGAUUAAUGAAUUGAUAUGGAUCAGAAACUUACACUGAAACUGUGGAUUGAAUAUAAAACAAUUGUCAACUAACACUGAUGAUAACUUAGAAUAAAGCUAUUACAGAAUAUUCACAAAUACUAAUGUUGCAAAGAGUGUGAUUUGAAAGAAAAAAUUGUCAUUCUAAUUGCGGUUAAAUCCAAACUGGCCUCUGUAUGACAAUAACGGUGCAUAUUUGCAAAGCUCUUUCGAUAUAAUCGAUUGCAAUUGUUAUUCUUAUUAGAGUGAAUCUUCUAUGAAAAGUUAUUUGUAAGCUAAUGCUGUUUAUCUAUUUAUUGCAUGCAUGAAUGAAAAUACAUAUGUAGUUAAUAAGACAGUCAAUGAUACAGCAACCUAAAUCAAAAGACAUAUAUUGAAUCAAUCAUUAAUCAUUUUUGUCAAAAAUACAAAAAGUAAGACAAUGGGUACCUUUGUAGACGUGGUGGUUAUUAAUAAUUGCAAUAAAAUUUCAUUUUGUUCUUAGUUUACUCCAAUAUUGGUCAUAAUACGAAUUUACUCUUGUCAACAAAUUUCAGUAUCGUUUGUACUUUGACUGAUAAAACUGUAUCAUAUGAUUUAACGAAAUAAGGUGCUUAUAUAUAUACUUUUUUCAGUUUUUCCAGUUUAUAUUUAUAAAUCGAGAAAAAGUAUGUUACCAUUCCUCCAGCUAAUUAUGGUAUUGCAUUUAAAUAUUUGCAAAAUAAUAUAGUUACAGCAAUGGAAUAAAACAAAUUGUUUAGUGUGCAUAUACUGCUCAGUUUGUUCCUUUGUAAUAUGUGUAUUAUAACAAAACCAUUCAUUUAAUUUGUAUCCAAAUAUUCCAAUCAGAUUUUAGACAAUAUUGAUAUGUAGUACAGGCAUAUAGAGUUUGGAUUUUGACUAUUUUCAGAUCUGGUCGUUCUGGAUUUGAUUUUUAAUGCAAUUUGAAUCAACUUUUUGUUCGAUUUCUGAAAAAAAUGGAGGCAACGAAGUAGCCGAUUUUAGCAAGAUUGGAUGUUUUUCAACUAAUUUAUUCUGGAGUUAUAUGAGUUUAAUCGUACAAAGUAAACAUUUUUGCGUAUAUCCCGCAAUAAAUAAAGUAUAUUUCCACCAUUGUUUACAUAAUAGUUUCAAAAUAUUGACUUUCGGGUUUUAAUGUCAGUGAUAAUAUUUCAAAUAACGAAGUAUAUGCCUAGCUAUAACUUUGACUAAACGAAGUUAAGUUUAUUCUUCACCAUAUUUUACAAUAUAUUCAGAAAAGAUGGUAAUUGUUUUCUAAUAGCGUGCCAUCAGAUUGUAAGCCUAAAAUAGUUAAACUAAAUUAACGGUAAAAUUUGAUAUAUGCAUAAAUAUUAUACCCUUGGUUAAGAUAUUAAACGUUUUCGAAAAACGUCUAGAACAUUUUGUGAACUGGUCCUUGUAUAACCUUUUCAAAGUGAUAAUAUUUUCUCAUUUGAUAUGACCAUGAUGCAUAAAAUUUAUUUCUGAUCUGGUUCUUUUUUUCUAUUUUCGCAAAGGCUUCAGCCUAUAAAGACAGUCUCAGUUAACAAGAAUAUUGCAGCUAAAUUAACCUUUUGCCAUUAAUAAAACCAGUCCAAAACACACGAGGUAGUAUUAUUACAGGGUCAAACUCUAUCCGUGAACAAAAUCAAUAAAGAAUAGUGCUAGAUGAUGAUUAUCUUUCUAUUAUCAUUUACCAAUUAAUUAGCACUAGGUAAUUCAAGGUAUCCUGUUAAUCAGAAAAUCUCCCUCAAAAUGACAAACUGUAGUGUUAUAUAUUUAUAUAUUUAUAAAAAAAUGUCGGUACCAAAGAGGUAUUGUAAAAUCAAAAGUUGACGGAGUUAUUUAUAUUGUGAUAUUGUUAAGUUGGUGCUGUGAUAUAACAUUGUUGAUUAUUAAUGUCAAUGCUAUAGUACUGAAAUCUUUUAAUAAAUAAUAGAAUAUG